Messenger RNA from Benincasa hispida (wax gourd), 1926 nucleotides. Its product is annotated as polyol transporter 5-like. NCBI's taxonomy places the organism in Eukaryota, Viridiplantae, Streptophyta, Magnoliopsida, Cucurbitales, Cucurbitaceae. The record is from RefSeq and is a predicted model, not a curated record. Gene Ontology annotation, molecular function: transmembrane transporter activity. Gene Ontology annotation, cellular component: membrane. Gene Ontology annotation, biological process: transmembrane transport.
AAAAGCUCAAGGGUAUAUUGGUAAUUUAACGAAAUAAAAUACAAUUAAUUCAAAGAAACCAACCAAGCUUACUGUUAGAAUAAAAAAUGACAAUUUUCGUAGAGGACCACUCCUUUUAUAGUCCACAUUCUUACUUUUCAACCAUCUUCAAACUUCAAACCUUAUCCGGCAACCAAAUAUGGGCGGCCGGAAAGAUGUCGUUUCUGAAACUUCCGGUCUCCAUUUUCCGUUAAUUGAAUCAGUCGACAAACCCAAAACAAACAGAUUUUCUUUUCUAUGUGCAAUCAUCGCUUCCAUGUCUUCCGUCUUGCUAGAUAUCGGUGUAAUGAGUGGGGCGGCGAUCUACAUUCAAGAAGAUUUCGAGAUUUCUGAUGUGAAAGUGGAAAUCCUGGUCGGAAUCAUCAGUCUCUACGCAACUAUUGGAGCCGCCGCCGCCGGCAGAACCUCCGAUUGGAUCGGCCGCCGCUACACCAUGGCUCUUGCCGCCGUAUUCUUCCUCGUCGGAGCCAUACUCAUGGGGUUCGCCCCUAACUACGGCCUCCUCAUGGCCGGCAGAUUCGUUGCCGGAAUCGGUAUUGGAUACGCUUCGGUUAUUGCCUCUGUUUACACCGCCGAGGUUUCUCCGGCAUCCUCCCGCGGCUGCCUUUCUUCUUUUCCAGAGGUGUUUCUUAAUGUUGGUAUCUUACUCGGAUACGUUUCGAAUUACGCAUUCUCCAAGCUUCCAAUUCGAUUAGGAUGGCGAUUUAUGCUUGGAAUCGGAUUAAUUCCGUCGGUGUUCUUAGUCGCCGUUGUGAUUCUCGUAAUGCCAGAAUCUCCACGGUGGCUUGUAAUGCAAGGCCGUCUCGGCGAAGCCAAACAAGUCCUCAUUAGAACCUCAGAUUCCAUCGAAGAAUCUGUACAACGCCUCGCCGAAAUCAAGAAUGCCGUCGGAAUUUCAGCGAGUUGCAAAGAUGACGUCAUUCAAAUCCCAAAACAGAUCACCCACGGCAGUGGCGUAUGGAAAGAGCUCUUCCUUCACCCAACGCCAGCCGUCCGCCACAUCUUGAUAACCGUCCUCGGCGUGCAUUUCUUCCAGGAAGCCUCCGGUAUGAAUGCCGUCGUUUUAUACAGCCCUAGAAUCUUCGAGAAGGCUGGAAUCUCAUCCUCCGACCAUAAGCUUCUCGCUACGGUGGCCGUUGGCAUCACAAAAACUGUCUUCAUCUUGGUUGCCACCGUCCUCUUCGACCGAGUCGGACGACGGCCAUUGAUUCUGACAAGCAUCGGCGGAAUGAUAAUAUCCCUAACGACAUUAGGGGUUGGGUUGAAGAUUAUAGCGCGGUCGCACGAGUAUGGCACGUGGCUGGUGGGAUUUUGCGUAGCUAUGGUGUUAACUGACGUGGCAUUUUUCUCGAUGGGUAUUGGGCCAAUGAGUUACGUCAGCUCAGAGUUAUUUCCAUUGAAGCUACGUGCUCAAGGGGUGAGUGUGGGGAUGAUCUUAAAUAAUGUGACGGGUGGAAUUGUGUCAAUGACAUUUUUGUCCCUGUACCGUGCGAUUACGAUUAGCGGUGCGUUUUUUCUCUAUGCUGGCAUUGCAACGGUAGGUUGGGUGUUCUUUUAUGUGGUCUUUCCGGAAACACGUGGGAAGAAUUUGGAGCAUGUUGAGAGGCUUUUUGGUAAUUUGCUGUGGAAAUUCUCUGUUAAGAAGGCUGAUAUAUUAGAUGACGUGGAAAAUAGUGGAAAUGCUUAGGAUUUAAGGGUUUUUUUUAAAAAAAUUAUUUUUCCUAAAUACCAAAUUUACAGUUUAUUUAAAUGUUUUGAUUUAUGCUUCUGUCUAAUAUUUGUAAUGUUGUAUCACAAACUAAUUGUGUCUCAUAAUAUAUUUCAACCUGUUAUGUAAUAAAGAAAUAGAAUCUUAUUUAAAUUGAUACAAAAAAUAUGAAGACUAAA